This is a messenger RNA of Paramisgurnus dabryanus, 6224 nucleotides long. It is a transcript of the gene syt10, whose product is annotated as synaptotagmin X. Gene Ontology annotation, cellular component: exocytic vesicle; plasma membrane. Lineage: Eukaryota; Metazoa; Chordata; Actinopteri; Cypriniformes; Cobitidae. Gene Ontology annotation, molecular function: phosphatidylserine binding; SNARE binding; calcium-dependent phospholipid binding. Gene Ontology annotation, biological process: calcium-ion regulated exocytosis. The record is from RefSeq and is a predicted model, not a curated record.
UCGUGCGCCUUUGCGCAAAGGAUAUGGACUUGAUCGCGUCUCUCUCUCUCCAUUCCCAUACGCAUCUGCUGCACCCGGCAGCUCACAUGGUGUCCCAAUGAACCAUCGUCCUCAAGGAUCGUCCAACAUACAAUGGAUUAACAGGAAAGACAUGAAUGCCCGCACAGAGGACGGCAUCAGCCUGUGCCAAAGGGCUCUCCAAAUAGUGACCGAGCUGUGCCUCUCCGGGCACGUCGACCGGGAAAAAUGCGCGGGUAUAUUUCCGCUGGAGAGCAACAUACCAGGUAAAGGAAGUUCAGACAUCUCUGUAAGUCUCCUAGCUGUGGUCGUAGGUUUCUGUGGCCUCGCCCUUUUGGUAGUCUCUCUCUUUGUCUUUUGGAAGCUGUGCUGGCCCAUUUGGAGAAGCAAGGCGUUCUCAUCCAAUGCUGACGGCUGCCCUCGUGGGGUGCUACCUGAAGCCCCCCCGGCCCCACCUCCGGUGUCUUGUUCUCCCAUUCCUGACACCAAGGUGUCCGCAUUUGCCAAACCAGCGAGACAGCAGUCGCAAAUCCAGCAGGAGGAUGAGGAGAAAAGAAAGAUGCCAGAGGUGAAGGUCAAUGGGCGCAGCUCGGUAAAACUCUUGGAGGCAGCAAUGAAGAUCAGCCAGACGUCGCCGGACAUCCCGGCGGAGGUGCAGCAGGCUCUGCGUGACCGCCUGAGCAAGCAGGCCAAAAUCCAGCGGCAGACGACUGAACCUACCUCUUCCUCCAGGCACAAUUCGUUCCGCCGUCACCUCCCGCGGCAGCUGAACGUGUCCAGCGUGGACUUCCCCAUGGACACUAUACCCGUGCGCCAGUCUUCUGCAGUCAGCAUUGGCCGUAUCAAACCUGAGCUUUAUAAGCAGAAGUCUGUGGACUCGGAAGAAGGUGCCAAGGAACCGGUGGAAACGUGCGGAAAGCUGAGCUUUGCCCUCAGCUACGACUAUGAGGAACAAGCCCUCGUGGUUCGCAUUUUAAAGGCCCUUGACCUGCCUGCUAAGGACUUCACAGGCACCUCUGACCCCUACGUCAAGAUCUACCUGCUUCCCGAGCGCAAGAAGAAGUUUCAGACGAGGGUGCACCGCAAGACGCUCAAUCCCACGUUUGACGAGGCGUUUCGCUUCCCUGUGGAGUACAGCGAGCUGUGCAAUCGCAAGUUGCACUUCAGCGUGUACGACUUUGACCGCUUUACGAGUCACGACAUGAUCGGUGAGGUGGUGGUUGAUAACCUGUUUGAGCUGUCUGAUCUAUCACGGGAAGCUGUGGUUUGGAAGGACAUCCUUGCCGCUACAACAGAGAGCGUGGAUUUGGGUGAAAUUAUGUAUUCCCUUUGCUAUCUUCCCACGGCUGGACGCAUGACCCUCACCGUUAUCAAGUGUCGCAAUCUGAAAGCCAUGGACAUUACUGGAUACUCGGAUCCAUACGUCAAAGUCUCCCUCAUAUGUGAUGGACGGAGACUCAAAAAGCGAAAAACAACCAUCAAAAAGAACACGCUUAACCCUGUCUAUAACGAAGCCAUCAUUUUCGACAUUCCACCUGAGAACGUGGAGCAGGUCAGCCUGUCAAUCACGGUGAUGGAUUAUGACAGAGUUGGACAUAAUGAAGUUAUAGGGGUGUGUAGGGCGGGGCCGGAUGCUGAAGGGCUUGGAAGGGACCACUGGAAUGAGAUGCUAGCUUAUCCGCGAAAGCCAAUCACUCACUGGCAUGCCUUGUGCGAGUGGCCAGGGCGAGCGUCCAGUUUUGAGAGUCAAGGAUCAUGUCCAUCUCCAAAACCCCCUCAGACCCCAUAACAACCUGGAGAUCACACAGUCCUAAAUGCAAAACACGUUUGGUUUGUGUAAUUAAAAGGGUAUAUUUUUCUUUAGUUGUAGCUUGUGUACCUUAUUAUUUGUAAGAUAAUUAUACAGUACUGGUAUCCGUACUACAGGCACAACCAAGCAUCCGAAUCUCGGUAUCACUUUCUUUUAACUGGUGCUGAUUGUUGCUCCUUAAAUUAUAGUUUGUGGUCAGUUUGAAGCUGACAUUGAAACUACCUUCUGUAUGACAACAUAAUGAUGGCGUGUAAUGUUACAGACACAUGAAAUGACAGUACUUAUCAUUUCACAUUCUUGAACGGGUCAUUUAUGAAUGUUCUAAAAUUUUCUAAAUAUUUGACAAAACUAAUGCAAGGUUAGAGAAGUGGAAAGAAAGGCUUUUAAACAUAAAAUUACAACUUGUCCUGCAUAGAAGUUUCAAAGGAAAAAGACCUUGAUAAAGUUAAAUCAGGUGAUUGUAUAACCAGAUGGUGAUUGUUGAUGAUGUACUGUAAAUAGUGUUAUUCUGUUCAAGCUACUAGUAUUUAUUUCUGUACAUGAAAAAGAAUUACAAUAGUUACACAAGCAUAUUGCUUUACCUCAACAAACACACAUCACUCAAUGGCAACUGCAUUAGAGCGAGUUCCCAUCAACGGUUUGGAAACUGAAUAACAUCAAAAAUCACUAUUAUUCAUUAAUAUUCUUCACUUUUAGAAAAAAAUGUCAACAUUUGUCCCCCGGCUAGCACUGGUGCAGCAUCCUCUGAAAAGGACCUUAUAUUUUGUACCAAUAUGUACCUUAGAAAUACUAAUAUGCACUCAUUGAUACCAAUAUGUACCUCUGAGGUACUAAUAAGAAUAAAGGAUACCUCCAAGUUACAGCUAGGGACCAUUUUUUGCCAGUGUAAUAUAAAUUUAAGGGGGAUUGCAAAGCUAUUAUACAGUGAGGAAAAUAAGUAUUUGUACACCCUGCUAUUUUGCAAGUUCACCCACUUAAAAAUCAUGAAGGGGUCUGAAAUCGUCAUUGUAGGUGCAUGUCCACUGCGAGAGAAAAAAAAUCCAGAAAUCAAAAUGUAUCUUUUUUUACUAUUUAUUUAUGAUACAGCUGCAAAUAAAUAUUUGAACAUAUCUAUCAGCUAGAAUUCUGACCUUAAAGACCUGUUAGUCUGCCUUUGAAAUGUCCACCUCCACUUUAUUUAUAAUCCUAAAUUAGAUGCACCUGUUAGCUGCAUAAAGACACCUGUCUACCCCAUACAAUCAGUAAGAAUCCAACUACUAACAUAGCCAAGACCAAAGAGCUGUCCAAAGACACUAGAGACAAAAUUGUACACCUCCACAAGGCUGGAAAGGGCUACAGUGACAUUGCCAAGCAGCUUGGUGAAAAAAGGUCCACUGUUGGAGCAAUCAUUAGAAAAUGAAAGAAGCUAAACAUGACUGUCAAUCUCCCUCGGACUGGGGCUCCAUGGAAGAUCUCACCUCGUGGGUUCUCAAUGAUCCUAAGAAAGGUGAGAAAUCAGCCCAGAAUUACACAGGAGAAGCUGGUCAAUGACCUGAAAAGAGCUGGGACCACCGUCUCCAAGUUUUUAUUUAAGACGUCAUGGUUUGAAAUCAUGCAUGUCACGGAAGGUUCCCCUGCUUAAACCAGCACAUGUCCAGGCCCAUCUUAAGUUUGCCAAUGGCCAUUUGGAUGAUCCAGAGGAGUCAUGGGAGAAAGUCAUGUGGUCAGAUGAGACCAAAAUAGAACGUUUUGGUCAUAAUUCCACUAAACAUGUUUGGAGGAAGAAGAAUGAUUUGUACCAUCCCAAGAACACCAUCCCCACUGUUAAGCAUUGGGGGUGUUUUUCUGCACAUGCGACAGGGCGACUGCACUUUAUUAAGGAGAGGAUGACCGGAGCCAUGUAUUGCAAAAUUCUGGGGAACAACCUCCUUCCCUCAGUUAGAGCAUUGAAGAUAGGUCGAGGCUGGGUCUUCCAACAUGACAAUAACCCGAAGCACACAGCCAGGAUAACCAACGAGUGGCUUUGUAAGAAGCAUAUCAAGGUCUCCAGACCUAAACCCAAUAGAGAAUCUUUGGAGGGAGCUCAAACUCUGUGUUUCUCAGCGACAGGCCAGAAACCUGACCGAUCUAGAGAAGAUCUGUGUGGGGAGUGGGCCAAAAUCCCUCCUGCAGUGUGUGCAAACCUGGUGAAAAACUACAGGAAAUGUUUGACCUAAUUGCAAACAAAGGCUACUGUACCAAAUAUUAACAUUGAUUUUCUCAGGUGUUCAAAUACUUAUUUGCAGCUGUAUCAUACAAAUAAAUAGUAAAAAUCAUACAUUGUGAUUUCUGGAUUUUUUAGAUUAUGUCUCUCACAGUGGACAUGCCCCUACGAUGACAAUUUCAGACCCCUCCGUGAUUUCUAAGUGGGAGAACUUGCAAAAUAGCAGGGUGUUCAAAAAGUUAUUUUCCUCACUGUAUAUGUCCCAAAGUUAGCCUGCACCUCUAACAAAAAAUAAUCCAAUAAUGAUUUAAAUAGUUUGAGAAGGAUGACUUUCAUUAGAUUUCAUUGACAGUAAAAACACAAUAAAAAAAUUAUAAAUCCAAUAGAAUAAAGUAUGAACAGAUAUAAUUUAUAAUAAAAUGUUUCCUUGGAUAUGUAUAAAAAAUACUAUUUAAAAUAUUCAUCUAUUGUGAUGGUCAGAUGGGACUUUAAAGUAGCCACACGAUGUAGCUUGUUUUGUUGAUGUUUAAACAAAACAGACGUCGUAAAAUUGAUUAUCCUGAUCAAUAUCCAGGUUAAUAUUUGUAUAGUAGGUUUUUCAAAUAUAUGAAAUUCUUCCCAUGCAUUAAAUCCUCAUAUCUAUCUGUCCCUCAUAUCAUCCGUCUCCUUUUCCCAUUCUACUGUGGUAACAUUUUUGAUGUACGAUUCAAUUUUAAGUGCUCACAGGUGGUAUUAAAAGUAGCAAACAAUCUUUUCUUCACAGUGAUUUCUGAAACUCUUUACAUUGUCUGAAUGAUUAAUGUAAGUUAAUAUACAAGAGAUGCCGCUCUUUGAAAUUGAUGAUUGUAAUUCUGUUAAAGGGAUAGUUUACCAAAAAAUUAAAAUUUACUAAACCCUACAAUCUUGUAAAAUUGACUUCUUGUGUUCUGCUAAACACAAAUGAAGAUGUUUUGAAGAAUGUUUAGCAGAUCAGGGGCACCAUUGACUUCCAUAGUAUAAAAAAUAAUGCUAUGGAUGUGAAUAGUGCCCCGUAUCAGUGUGGUUAAAUUUUUCAAAAUAUAUUUCUUUUGUGUUCAGCAGAACAAAGUAAUUUAAAGAAGUUUGUAGGGUGAGUAAAUGACAACAAAAUUUACAUUUUUUGUGAACUAUACCUUUAAGGUGCUAUAAAUAUUCAUUCAGGCAUUAGUGACACAUAUUAUAUGCUGAUGUACCUAAGAAUAACAGUUAAUCACUGUUGACUUUUGAUUAAUGAUGAAAAAUGAUGAGCUCUUUGCUGAAGAGGUUAAAAAGGUUAUUUAAAUGAAUCAAUAACGUCUAAAGCAAUUAAAGCUAUUGAGGAGUUUUUCUUUGUGUAAAGGACUAACAACUGAAUAUGUAAUAUUAAUGCAUUCAUGGUCAUUUAAAGAAGGUGGAUAAUACAGACAUUUAUUUAUUCUUCACUGGACUGAAAGUUACCUGUUAAUUAUUUGCCGUUAGUUUGUUUGUCAUUGAGAGAAUCAGUAUUCAUUAUGUGGUAUCACACAGUGUCUAUUCAGUCAGUAUGCAAAUAACACCUUGAUAAUUGCACACGUAACAUAUAAAAACUGGACCCUUCUGAUUAAAGAGAGGGGGGUUUAAGUGUUACUGAUGUGCCCAUAAGUAAUAAUGCAAUCAAACAUGGCAAUUUGACAAAAGGCUGUGUACUGUUAACUUUGAUUUGCACAUGUAGAGAGUGCUUCUACCCCAGAGCUCAGUCAGAGAAAUCGAAUUAAAAUAAUACGAAUAAUUGUAGCCUCCCGAUACCAGUACCUAGAAUUUAUUGAUUGAGCACUUAUAAAUGUAGACCUCUAAUAUUACUAUAGCAUAAGUAUUAUUUUUUAUUUCGUUGAACGGUUACAGUGAUAGUGUAUGUAUAUAUUUGAGAAUUUCUAAUUGUUAUCUUGUUAAAGUGCAUUUCUAUGGAUCGUUUGGUGGUGAUUUGUAUUAUGGGCUUGUGAUCUUGAAUAACUUUAUACACAAUGUGCAUAUAUUGUGUAAUGGCUUUUAAAAUUGUAAAAUUGGCUUCAACUUCCUGUUGAGCUGUUCAUAAAAUGCUUCUCGGUAAUUUUUUUGUCAUACUUGCACUGACAACAAAAUUAAUCGCUAUAUAUGUUGUUAUGAUGUGUACAGUUUGUGAUAACUUUUGUAAAAAAAAUAAUGCAGUAAAUAUUUGAAAUAUAAUUUUCUGGAUGUUUC